Messenger RNA from Mesorhabditis spiculigera, 342 nucleotides. The record is from the annotation of a GenBank genome assembly. Lineage: Eukaryota; Metazoa; Nematoda; Chromadorea; Rhabditida; Rhabditidae.
AUGCGGGCCUUCCUCGACGAUCUGGAAGCGAUCGACCCGGGGUUGGCGUUGCCGUGGGUCUCGACUGCCGAGUUCGACAAAGUGCCAGCAGAUCUCAGCGUGGACGGGUUGGUGCGAAUCUUCGAGCAUUCCCGCUCGAAGGAGAUGGGGUAUUCGGACACCCCGGGACCGGGCUACGACGUCGACUUGUCACCCGAAGACGGGACCGCGCGGCGGAUCAUCGCCAGGGUCGGCGGGCUGGAAACCAGUGCCCCCAACAGUGUCCGGGUGUCGUUGCCGACGGAGAAGGAUGUUCCCCCGAAUUGCGACGGUUGCUCGAACCGGAUGUCGGGGACGCGAUCA